Molecule: messenger RNA, 1644 nt
Organism: Anopheles marshallii
Lineage: Eukaryota; Metazoa; Arthropoda; Insecta; Diptera; Culicidae
Product: choline-phosphate cytidylyltransferase B-like
Exons: 4
Coding region: 1-1644 (547 amino acids)
Biological process (GO): CDP-choline pathway
Molecular function (GO): choline-phosphate cytidylyltransferase activity; phosphatidylcholine binding
Source: RefSeq, a predicted model, not a curated record
AUGUCGCGCAAACGACCACGUGACAGUUUGAGUGAUAUGCCAGGCAGCGCCAACACCAGCACCGGUCGCUUGACAAUCGAUGAGACGGUUUCGAUCACGAUCGACCCAAACGGAGAGUUGGAAGAUCGAUUGGCCACGCAGGAGCAGCAACAGCAUUCGCCACAGGUACAGGUUGAUGCCACGGCCGUGUCAGCUGAUGGUACCGCUGAUAGUAUGAACGGGAGCAGCAAGCGCUUCAGCAGCAUCCGAAUCGUGGACGAAGGUAUCGAACCCGGCCAUGCCGAUAAUUUUUGGCCACCAAACAAUGACGGUGCGCUGAACGGACAUGUAAAUUUUGGCCAAACGGCAGCAGAACGUCCCCGUUCGUCCGAUCCGGCAUCGCCUCCAUCACUUUCGUCAAAUGGAUCAUCUUCUGUGGCCACAUCAUCCGGAUUCGCUAGCCAACAAGCAACGAGUGGCGUCGAACACAGCCCACCGGUGACCAUCUGCAAACAGGCACCAUACUCCACAGAAUUGGACGCUAUAAGGGAGCGCGAGCGAUGCGAUUAUUCACAGAAAAUAACCUACCAGAUGGCCCGUUCAGGAACUGCGCCACGUAUGAUUCGAGUGUACGCAGACGGUAUUUAUGACCUUUUCCACCAGGGACAUGCGAGACAGCUGAUGCAGGCCAAAAACGUCUUUCCCAACGUGUACCUGAUCGUUGGAGUUUGCAACGAUAAACUGACCCACAGCCGGAAGGGUCGAACGGUGAUGAACGAUGAGGAGCGUUACGAAGCGGUUCGACACUGUCGCUACGUUGAUGAGAUUGUACGAGAUGCUCCCUGGGAGUUGGACGAUGAGUUUAUAGAAACGAAUAAAAUUGAUUUUGUGGCUCACGAUGAAAUACCUUACAGCACGGACGAUUGCAAUGACGUGUAUGCAAAGAUCAAGGCCAAAGGCAUGUUUGUGGCCACCGAACGAACGGAAGGUGUGUCUACAUCGGACAUAGUGGCACGAAUCGUGAAGGAUUACGAUAUUUAUGUGCGUCGCAAUCUGGCCCGUGGAUACACAGCCAAGGAGCUAAACGUGUCGUUCCUGUCGGAGAAAAAGUUCCGCUUCCAAAACAAAAUGGUCGAAUUGAAGGAUAAGGUGCGAAAAGGCAAGGAUGAUUUCAUUACCAAAUGGGAAGAACGAUCGACCGAUCUGAUUAAAACGUUCCUGCUGAUGUUUGGCAAAGAGCGAAUCUCAAUGUUUUUGUCCGAUUCGAAGCAACGCAUCCGUUCGGCCCUCAGUCCUCCGGGCAGUCCGGGCAGUGGCAGCAAUCACAGCCUGAACGAUUGUGAAGAUGAUUUGGAAAGUCCCGAUUCCGUGCUCGAUUCGCCGCCGAGUAAGCGCUCAAACGUGAUCCGAAAUCGCCAUCAUCUGCUUUCCGAAGAGGAUGAUGAGGAGCACGCUUUGUAUGGAUCGCAUUCACCAGCACCGGUGCUUGAAGACGACGAAGACGACGAUGACGACGAUGAUGAAGCGUACCUGGACACACGCUCGAGGCCAUCAUCAAAUUACAACAUUUCUCUUAUGGCUGGCGGUGACGGGAAUGGUGCCGGCACCACGCUAAAUAGCAGUAGUAGCAGCGGAAGUCGAAGCUAUGGCAAUCGUAACUACUAA